Messenger RNA from Rangifer tarandus platyrhynchus (Svalbard reindeer), 294 nucleotides. NCBI's taxonomy places the organism in Eukaryota, Metazoa, Chordata, Mammalia, Artiodactyla, Cervidae. The record is from the annotation of a GenBank genome assembly.
AUGAAAAGCUCCCCUGAUUCUGGUCUGGGCACAGCCAGGGUCCAGCAUCUGCAGGCCGCAGCGCCAUUGGGUGACACCCAGGAGCCAGCAGGGCAUCGGCAGUGGUUCGGAGGAAUCCUUCUGUUUUCUGAGGCGAUGUCUGCCUCUGACAUUCUUGGAGGUGUUCAGCACACCACCUUCAUGCGGUUUGAUGCAGUUUUCCAGGACAUGAAGCAAGAGAUGUCGGAACACUGCCUGCUCCUCAUCCCUCAUCCUCCCCAGAUGUUUCCCCCAGUAAAUCGUUUGCACCUCUAA